AUGGUCAAUGUCAGCUGGAACGAACGUCUGGACAAGCAGCUCACCGCAAUGGUGAGGAUGAAGCAGGCGUACAAAGACAUCGCCGAUGUUCUGAACGCUGGAAAUCCGGACCUGGAACUCACGGAGAAGGACUGCAGGGAUCGUUAUGACAAUCACUUGUGGACGUCUUCGCACUCGACGUUUACCACUGGUCAGCAGGAAAUCUUGAGGAACUUCUUGAAGACGGCUCAGUCGGCGAUCCAGGGAAAGACAGCUACGGAGAUAGCUACCGAGUUCAAGAGGUUGGCUGAGACCGGUCAGCAAGACGAACAUAAGGUUAAGAAUGAAGAUAAUGUCAAAGAGGAGCAUGGUGCUGGCCAAGCGAAGGGCGGGAAACGCAGCAAUGGAGGAAAAGAUAUGGAGUCUGCAGCAGCUGUGAAGAAAGCCAAGAAAGGUGCUAUCACUAAUGCCGGCCACGCAACCCCAACUCCUCCGGUCUCCCCGCCUUCGGCGAAGCGUGGCAAGGCCGCGCCCGGAACAACGCGCAAAAAGCCCGCUGUGUCUAUUCAAAGGCCUUCAACGGCGACUGCAAAGAAGAAUGCCCCGACUAUACGCGAUGAAAGUGAUGAGAACUCUGUCACCCACACCAAAGAGUCAGAGGAGGAAGAUGAGGCCGCGAAGAAAAGUACAGUCGUGAAGCAGGUGGUGACGAAACCGAAACCAACCACGACGAAGCCAACGGCCAAGUCUGCUCAGUCCGAUAUGACCAAGUCUAUCGCGAAAGCGCCGGCGAAGACAUCCGCCAAAACUCCUUUGGCCACCAAGAAGAGGAGCAAGGAGCAUUAUACGGAUGAGGACAGUUACUCGGACGACAGCGUCGGAGCCAAGCCGCAACCAAAGAAGCCUAAAGGACCCGCAGCCAAGCCUUUGUUAGCAAGUGGUGAACCGAAAGGCAAGCAGGUCAAAACACCGACGUCAGCGGGGAAGACUGCGCCGGCUAAGAAACCUGUUGAGAAGCCCGUCACCAAACCCUCCAACGGCGGCCCCUUCAACUUGACGUCCUCAAUGGAGCAAGUUGAAGCCAAGGUUAUGGCGUUUCAGCAAGAACGGCUCGACAAGCAGAAGGCAUCCUCUACUGUUCCGGAGCAGAGGGAGAGGACGGAGACAAUUGGCAGGAGGUCAGUGACUGUCGCAAUUAGCCCUGAGCCUGUUGGUGGGGAUUAUGCUCAGUUAGCGAAGGUUGCGGAGAAGCACGGGGAUGACGAUGAAUCCGUUGAAGAAAGUCAUGAUGAGGAAGAGGAGGUUGGAGGAGAGGGUCGUGAAGGCGGCUCUCCAAAAGCUUCCGCUUCCUUCCAAAUCUGCUUGACUUCAGCCGCAGGCGACACCUCAGAAGACAAGAAACCAGUGAGGAAGACUCGACCCUUCCUCGGCUACGAAUCCGAUUCAGACGGCGAACCCGUCUACCAAAAACGUCCAGGCUACCGUGCCCAACAAGCCCAAGAGCAAUGGGACGCAUUCGCCGGAAAAGACGUGGACCACUUCUCCCAGAUCUUCAAGACCGAGGACGGCGAUCAGGUUGUCGGAACUUACACCGUCGGAGAUUUCGUGCUCAUUCACACUUAUGGUCCGGCAACCAACAAGACGUUGGAGGUCUGCGAGAUCAAAGGGAUCAGGCAUAAGAGUGGGAAGGUUUAUCAAUUGCGGGUGAAUAUCUGUGCCCAGGUGUCUGAGCGGCGUGAGGUCGAUGAGGAGAAGGAGUGGUGGCGGGGAAGUGGGGAGCAUCUUUUGACGAAGGAUGAAUAUUUCUUUCACUGUUCGCGUCUCGAUAAUGACGAGGUCCGCCCGUUCUUUAUCCAAGAUGUGAGAACGGGUCUGUGGGUGCCGCAUGGCCCCGACGACGAAGAUUUUGAUCCCGUCAGUCAACAUUACUACGCUCGCCAACUCCUCCACCCCGAUGGACAUCUCGAACCGCCCACAGCCGGGCUUCCGAAGAGCAAAUGCGUUUGUGCCGAACCAGAUUGUAUUGAUGUAGAUAUGUACAAGUGUAUGAGUACGGGUUGUGAUAAGGUUUACCAUGUGCAUUGUUUACCGAAGAAUGAGGAGGGGUUGAAUGAGUGUACGGGUUGUCACCAAAUGGAAACGUUGCAGGUUAUGCCGAUCGGGGAGGGAGAGGGGAUGAGGCAGCUGACGAAAGCUAUGACUCCGCCGUCGGCUUAA
This is a messenger RNA of Saitoella complicata NRRL Y-17804, 2196 nucleotides long. RefSeq lists its product as uncharacterized. The record is from RefSeq and is a predicted model, not a curated record. The transcript has 2 exons. Bases 1 to 2196 code for a protein of 731 amino acids. Lineage: Eukaryota; Fungi; Ascomycota; Saitoellomycetes; Saitoellales; Saitoellaceae.